UAUUUUAAUGGAAUCUCACUCCAACAAUGAAUAUGUAAAAUUGGUUUCCAUCUAAUUUACCACUUUUUUUUUAUUAUUUUUAAUUAAUGUAUAAAUAUGUGUAGCCUUCAUUCAUCAUUUUGUGUCAAAUCAUUGUGUAUUUUACAUAAAAAUCUUAUCACAAACUUCAAACUUCUCCAUGGAUCACCCAAAUGUUAGUUCUGAGAUUUUGAGGGAAUUCCUUGCCUUUGAGUCCGACUCUGAAGAUGAGUUGGAGCAGCUUUUUAAUGCACGAGAGACAGAUGAUCAAGAAGCAAAUGGGAGGAGACGAACUGGCCACCGUGGUUCCAUUCCAGGCCAUAGAAUUGUUCAACGUAAUCAUGUUGACGGUCACUCCAGAUUAUGGAAUGACUAUUUCAAGCCAGAUCCUGUUUACCACGAAGGUCUAUUCAGGAGAAUAUUUCGAAUGAGUCGAAAUCUUUUUCUCCAUAUUGCAAAUGCUGUGGUAGCGAAUGAUGCAUAUUUUGUCCAGAGACGGAAUGCAGCUGGAGUUUUAGGGCUCUCUGCUCUUCAAAAGAUCACCGCAGCGGUUAGGAUCCUUGCAUACGGGAGUCCAGCAGACUCUUUGGACGAGUAUAUACAGAUUGGUGAGAGUACUGCAAUUGCAAGUUUAAGAAGAUUUGUUAAAGGAGUCGUUAUAGUAUUCGGAGAAAGGUACCUGAGGGCACCCGACCAAAACGAUGUUCAACGUUUAUUAGCACAAAAUGAAGAACGUGGUUUUCCUGCUAAUGGUAGUGCACCUGAAGCAAUUUACAUGAUUAAUGGACAUCAUUACAAUAUGGGAUAUUAUCUCGCCGAUGGAAUAUAUCCCUGUUGGUCAACGUUCGUGAAAACAAUUCCAUGCCCACAAUGCCCGAAAAGGAAACAUUUUGCUAAAAUGCAAGAAGCUGCGCGGAAGGACGUAGAACGAGCUUUUGGGGUCCUACAAGCUCGUUUUGCCAUAACACGUGGAUCUGCAAGAUAUUGGGACAUUGAUACACUUGAUGAUAUUAUGACAGCUUGCAUAAUAUUACAUAAUAUGAUCGUUGAGGAAAACGGAGGUUCCGACCACAUAGACUUUGAGGGUCUCACAACUCCACCGACCAUGUCACGUACUCAAACAACUGAGUUUACAAGUUUCAUCCAAACACAUCAUCAAAUUAGAGAUGCUUCAACCCAUUCACAAUUGCAAGAUGACCUUGUAGAGCACUUAUGGGCUCGCUUAGGCUCAUCCGAUUGAGGCCACUAUAAUAUAUAGUUUGUGGGUAGAUCUGAAAAAGCCCUCACGAGACUAAAACUCGUCCACUAAGGUUUCCUUAG
Messenger RNA from Tripterygium wilfordii, 1338 nucleotides. RefSeq lists its product as uncharacterized. The record is from RefSeq and is a predicted model, not a curated record. The transcript is spliced from 2 exons. Bases 179 to 1258 code for a protein of 359 amino acids. Lineage: Eukaryota; Viridiplantae; Streptophyta; Magnoliopsida; Celastrales; Celastraceae.